Parnassius mnemosyne (clouded apollo) is the source of this 207-nucleotide messenger RNA. Lineage: Eukaryota; Metazoa; Arthropoda; Insecta; Lepidoptera; Papilionidae. The record is from the annotation of a GenBank genome assembly.
AUGAAGGAAGUGAUUUUAGCUAUUUUAACCUUCGUAUGUAGCAUAUUUUUAGUUUUCGUAUUUGUGUUGUUUUGCUGGUACAUUGUGUGGAAGUGUUGUUUAUCUAAAUUUCGAUUUGUUCGCGAGCUCCUUGGGGGUAUGUCAGAUACUCCCCCAGCAUCAGAGAUAAGGCAGCCAAGUAAAUUAAGGAAACCUAGAAGAGAAUAA